This is a messenger RNA of Onychostoma macrolepis, 1928 nucleotides long. RefSeq names its product transcription factor Dp-1, b (gene tfdp1b). Gene Ontology annotation, biological process: regulation of transcription by RNA polymerase II; regulation of cell cycle. The transcript is spliced from 12 exons. Lineage: Eukaryota; Metazoa; Chordata; Actinopteri; Cypriniformes; Cyprinidae. The coding region runs from base 219 to 1400 and encodes 393 amino acids. Gene Ontology annotation, cellular component: nucleus; transcription regulator complex. The record is from RefSeq and is a predicted model, not a curated record. Gene Ontology annotation, molecular function: DNA-binding transcription factor activity, RNA polymerase II-specific; RNA polymerase II transcription regulatory region sequence-specific DNA binding.
GUCCUCGCGGGACACCGCCAAGCUCAGUUUGACUGCUGUGUGUAGCAGCUGAGGCGGCUCGCGCAGACGCUCCGAUUCUGGCGCGAUAAAUACAGAUUUCUUCCAUCUAACUGUACAUAUCGGCGCGAGUUAUGACGCGGCUGUGAGCGGGCUGGUUAAGCUGAACUGCAGUCACAGACCAAAGACUGACCACACGCUCCGGUCACCACACAGACAUCAUGGCGAAAGAUGCUGGACUCAAAGAAACCAAUGGAGAGAUAAAGGUGUUUGUCAACCAGAAUCUGAGUCCAGGGAAACCUGCAGGUGUUCUGUCCUUCCUGACGGUUCAUCCGGCAUCAGUCUCUGCGGUCAAACAGAUUCUGCCCAAAACUCUCACCGCUGCAGGCAUUAACAUGCUGCCACACGUGGUGAUAGGAACUCCUCAGAGGAGCAGCGUCCCCGCCGGCCUCCUGUUAACCAGCCCACACACACCAACCACACACCUCCAGACGCAAGAGUCCUCGCCCUGGUCGACCGGGCGCAGCAGGAAGGGCGAUAAGAACGGGAAGGGCUUGCGGCAUUUCUCCAUGAAGGUGUGUGAGAAGGUGCAGAAGAAAGUGGUGACGUCCUACAAUGAGGUGGCGGAUGAGCUGGUGUCCGAGUUGAGCUCCGGAGACAACAACAUCUCCCCAAACGAUGCGCACGUGUAUGACCAGAAGAACAUCCGGCGACGGGUUUACGACGCUCUGAACGUCCUGAUGGCCAUGAACAUCAUCUCCAAAGACAAGAAGGAGAUCAAAUGGAUCGGGUUCCCCACCAACUCUGCGCAGGAGUGUCAGGAUCUGGAGGCGGAGCGGCAGAGACGACUGGAGAGGAUCAAACACAAGCAGUCGCAGCUGCAGGAACUCAUUCUGCAGCAAAUUGCCUUUAAAAACCUGGUGCAGCGCAAUCGUCAGGCGGAGCAGCAGAACAAGAGAGCUCCACCUCCAAACACAGCCAUCCACCUGCCCUUCAUCAUCAUCAACACCAGCAAGAGAACCGUCAUCGACUGCAGCAUCUCCAACGACAAGUUUGAGUAUCUCUUCAACUUUGACAACAUGUUUGAGAUCCACGAUGACGUGGAGGUGCUGAAGCGCAUGGGCAUGGCGUUUGGCCUGGAGUCGGGCCGCUGCAGCCCGGAGCAGCUAAAGAUCGCCAAGACCCUCGUUCCCAAAGCCCUGCAGCCGUACGUCACAGAAAUGGCGCAGGGUGCCAUUAACCAGCUGAUAGGAGAGCUGUCCCAUGUGGCCACUGACCGCGGCGCGUCCAGCUCCAACGGCUCGCACCACAGCAGCUCCAGGGUGGAGACACCCAUAUCCUACAUGGAGGAUGAGGAGGACGAAGAAGACGAGGAGGACUUUGAUGAUGAUGAGGACGAUUAGGACGGCCCUAGAGAUGCUGAAUCAGAGUUUGAGCUCCAGAACCCGUCUUUGGGAUCACAUGCAGAUUCCCUUUGUUCCCCCAGUUCUUGUUUGAAGCUCCAAAUUGUGAUCCUGCUGUAAGGAUUCCCUCAAAUGCUUCCCAUAAUUCUUCAGCUCAGUCUAUUAUCUUCAGUAGCUUAUGAGCAGAUAAGCUCCAAUGAUCGGCUCUCACUUCAGGGCUACUUUUGAAGAAACUCCUGCGCUGUGAGUUACACAGGGACGUUUAGCACUGUUCGCCGAGGCUGAAUUUUUCUACCGUUUUGUUGUGAUUCGCUCUCAUAGGCAGCUAUUUUUGAUAUUGGAGCUUUUUUUAGACGUUUGUCGUGACAGAUGGAGCUCUGAUCACCGCAGCUCUCCAAUCACAGACGUUAUGAACAUGAGAUCAACAACUCCAAACAAACGUCCAGCCUUUUUUGUACAAUGUAACAAAUACUAAGGAAAUAUACUUUUCUUAUACAUGUAUAGAAAUUAAACUGAAAGAAUGAUUUA